AGUAAUUAUCUUAUUCCUCACAUGGUCGGUCCACUAUCUCACGUAAGCUGAUCCCACUAACCACUACGAAAAUACCAGUCUAUCUUAUCGCAAAAAGAAAUUAAGUCAAGAAAAAGCGAGAAAAGACAGAAGACCGCCGAUGGGUGCAACCACUGUAAUCGCCGAUUCAGAAUCCACCGCAUCUCUACUACCUCCUUCCUCUAAUCCCAAAAUUCCAAAGGACACAUUCCACAUAGCCUAUAUCAUUUACUUCACUCUCGGUACCGGUUACCUUCUCCCAUGGAACGCAUUCAUCACCGCCGUCGAUUACUUCUCUUACCUUUACCCAGACGUAAUGGUCGACCGUAUCUUCGCCAUUGUUUACAUGAUCAUCGGCUUCAUUUGCUUGCUCUUCAUUGUCGCUUUUGCUAAUAAAACCAGUUCUUUUGUGCGGAUUAAUGUCGGCAUGUUUCUGUUUGUUGUCGCUCUUGUGACGGUGCCGUUGAUGGAUGUGUUUUAUGUUAAGGGGAGUAUUGGAGUGUAUAGUGGGUUUUAUGUGACGGUCGGAUUGGUCGGACUUUGCGGGAUUGCUGAUGCGUUGGUUCAAGGUGGAGUCAUUGGGGCAGCCGGUGAGUUGCCGGACAGGUACAUGCAGGCUACCGUCGCCGGAACUGCUGCUUCCGGUGUCCUAGUUUCAUUGCUGAGAAUUUUAACCAAAGCUGUAUAUCCACAAGAUGCUCAAGGGCUGAGAAGGAGCGCUAACCUUUAUUUCAUUUUCAGCAUUGCUGUGAUGAUUUUGUGCAUAGUCUUUUACAAUGUGGCACAUAGACUUCCAGUAAUUAAAUACUACAAUGAUCUCAAAAUUCAGGCUGUGAAUGAGGAGAAAGAGGAUAAGGGUGACUUAACUCCGGAAUUAUGGCGAUCAACUUUGGACAUUGUUGGGACAGUAAAAUGGUAUGGGUUUGGCAUCCUCAGCAUUUAUGUGGUCACUUUGUGCAUAUUUCCAGGAUAUGUCACAGAAGACGUGCAUUCUCAACUUCUGAAGGAUUGGUAUCCGAUCAUGCUGAUUACUGGCUACAAUGUGUUUGAUCUGGUUGGGAAGUCUCUGACUCCUAUAUUAUUUCUUGAUAAUGCAAAGGUUGCUAUUAGUGCCUGCUUUGCAAGGCUGUUGUUUUUGCCUCUAUUCUAUGGUUGCUUACAUGGGCCUAAAUUCUUUAGGACGGAGUUUCCUGUGACAAUACUAACCUGUCUACUGGGAUUAACUAAUGGCUACCUGACUAGUUUGCUAAUGAUCUUGGGUCCAAAAACUGUCCAACUGCAAAAAGCAGAGAUAGCUGGGACCGUACUUGUAUUGUUCUUAGUGAUGGGUCUGGCAAUUGGAUCUGUUGUAUCAUGGUUCUGGGUUAUAUAGUUUAUCAGCAGCUUGUAAGAUAUUGGUUCCCCUCAACCAAUUGUCAUUGCAAAAGUUUCAAACUUCUCUAAAUGUGUAUCCUGACAUGUUGUAACUUUAAAUGUUGAAUUGCAUUUUUAAUGUAUAUCUUUGGAAAUUACAUAUUUCUGCUGAUAA
Nicotiana attenuata is the source of this 1546-nucleotide messenger RNA. RefSeq names its product equilibrative nucleotide transporter 1-like. Lineage: Eukaryota; Viridiplantae; Streptophyta; Magnoliopsida; Solanales; Solanaceae. The transcript is spliced from 2 exons. The record is from RefSeq and is a predicted model, not a curated record. Gene Ontology annotation, biological process: nucleoside transmembrane transport. Gene Ontology annotation, cellular component: plasma membrane. Gene Ontology annotation, molecular function: nucleoside transmembrane transporter activity. The coding region runs from base 140 to 1390 and encodes 416 amino acids.